Molecule: messenger RNA, 852 nt
Organism: Anisakis simplex (herring worm)
Lineage: Eukaryota; Metazoa; Nematoda; Chromadorea; Rhabditida; Anisakidae
Source: the annotation of a GenBank genome assembly
AUGGUUAUCACACACAUUGACUCGGAAGGUCAAUAUAAUCAGCUGCUAAGCGAUGCUGGUUCAAAGCCUGUUAUAAUCGACUUUUUUGCAACCUGGUGUGGACCAUGUCGACGUAUCGCUCCUGUAUUCGAACAACUUUCACUGAAAUAUACAAAUGUGGUAUUCGGUAAGGUGGACGUAGAGUCGAAUGAAGAACUCUCACGUAAGAAUAUGGUUACGGCAAUGCCGACGUUUAUUGUGUACGUCAGUAAAGUGAAGGUGGACAGUAUGCGUGGGGGUGACGCGAGUGCUCUCGAAGUAUUGAUCAAGAAGUGGUCUGAUCGUGCGCCUCGUCAAGAAAGUCUCGUUGCUGGUCAAAUUGAUCUCACUUCUUUCAUAAACAAAUCUCAAAUUGAAUGCCUAAAUGAGGACGAUCAUGCCACUCUCAAGAACUUAAUCGAUGGUGAAGGUGUUUUGAAAUCAGAUUGCGAUGCUCAACUGAUUAUAUCACUUCCAUUCACACAACCCGUUAAAGUGCAUUCCAUCUAUUUCAAAGGUGACGGCUCAUCGUCACCGAGAACCGUUAAAUUAUUCAUUAACACUUCUGAUAUACUCGACUUUGAUCGUGCAUCUGGUGCCGAGAGUACACAGUCGAUUACUCUCUCAGAUAAGGUCAGCGAUGGCGAAUUGGUGAAUUUGCGUUAUGUAAAAUUCCAGAACGUGCAAAAUUUGCAAAUAUUUGUGGAAGAUAAUCAGGGUGAUGAAGAGCAAACCGUUUUAGAAUCGCUGCGAAUUUAUGGCACACCACUGGUGGCCACCAAUAUGCAAGAGUUCAAACGAGUAUCUGGUAAAGCUGGUGAGGUUGGGCAUUGA